This is a messenger RNA of Loa loa (African eye worm), 336 nucleotides long. RefSeq lists its product as hypothetical. Lineage: Eukaryota; Metazoa; Nematoda; Chromadorea; Rhabditida; Onchocercidae. The transcript is spliced from 2 exons. Bases 1 to 336 code for a protein of 111 amino acids. The record is from RefSeq and is a predicted model, not a curated record.
AUGACAACUAUGCACAUUGAUGGGCAUUUUGCAGAGGUGUUUAAUCUGAUAACCGUGCUUCUAUCCAAUGGAAAUCGAAUUUUACUUGUUACGAAAAAAGUAAAGAAUUUUUCGCAACAAAAUUUGCGCCAGGAACCGGGAAUAUCCGUAGUAAUAAUUGGAAGAGCCUUAACGACUAGAGGAAAAUUAAUUCGAUUACUCAGUAAAAUUAAGCAAUUUGAUCUGAAGCCAAUUGAUCAACUGAGAAAUUUCCCGAUAGUAAUCAUUGGUCUCUGUGAAAAAUUAUCAAAGCAACCUAUUUCUAUGCCUUUAUUACGAAGACAAAACGAAAACUAA